AUGGCGAUGGCGCUGUUGAAGGUGUAUGCGGACCGGCUGUCGCAGCCGUCGCGCGCCAUCAUCAUCUUGUGCAAGGUCAACCGGAUCGACUUCCAGGAGCUCACCGUGGAUCUCGCCAAGGGACAACACCGCGCACCAGAGUUCACCAAAAUCAACCCCAUGGCACAGGUCCCAACAAUCGUCGAUGGAAGAUUCAAACUAUUUGAAAGCCAUGCCAUUCUGAGGUAUCUUGCCACCGUCUUCCCCGGGGUUCCAGAUCACUGGUACCCUGCUGACUUAUUUACCAGAGCAAAACUCGAGUCUGUCUUGGAUUGGCAUCACUCUAAUCUGCGCCGUGGUGCAGCAACCUAUGUACUGCACACCGCGUUGGGUCCUGCUCUCGGUCUCACACCGAAUCCUGAAACCGCAAAAGAGGCCGAGAAGUUGCUGUCGCGAUCACUGGGAACGAUCGAAACCGUGUGGCUCAAAGGCGAUGCCAAAUUCUUGAAUGGCAACCCCCAGCCAUCAAUCGCAGACCUCAGCCUCGUGUGCGAGAUAAUGCAGCUGGAGGUUGUUGGUGACGAGAGGCGUGACAGAAUUCUGGGACCUCACGACAAGGUGCGCGCUUGGAUGGAGAAUGUGAAGAAGGCCACCAGCCCUCAUUUUGAUGAGGUCCAUGAGCUCAUCUUCAAACUCAAGGCGCGCUUGAACCCACAUCCAUGUACUGUACGAUGA
Triticum turgidum subsp. durum (durum wheat) is the source of this 714-nucleotide messenger RNA. The record is from the annotation of a GenBank genome assembly. Lineage: Eukaryota; Viridiplantae; Streptophyta; Magnoliopsida; Poales; Poaceae.